CCAGCCCAGGGGCAGAGCAGGACAUCUACUAUAACGUGUACAACCUGUGAUGUAGCAGAUAAAGUUGCGUUGGUUCAUGUGGCAGAAAGGGGCGGGUUAGUCGGAGCACAGCUUGGGGAUUUUUACAGCUUUUACACAGUUUCCCUCAGAAGGAGGUGAGUUGAGUUCAGACUGAUUACAGUGUUAAUGCUGACUACGGAGAGACAUACACCAGUACAGACAUGUCUCUCUCGAAGAUGAGUCGACAACAGCUAUUUACUUUAAUUGCAAUGGCAUCCAUAAACUUCAGCUCAAUGAUAUGCUAUUCAAUAUUAGGACCAUUUUUCCCACCUGAAGCAGAGAGAAAAGGAGUAAGCCAAGCAAUAAUUGGGUUAAUAUUUGGAUGCUAUGCCUUCUUCACUUUGGUUGGAUCACUGAUUUUGGGGAAAUAUAUUGUGCAAAUCGGGGCUAAAUGUAUGAUAAUUGCAGGCCUGUUAAUUUCAGGCUUAACUACUAUAGUCUUUGGAUUUCUAGACAGAGCUCCUGAUGGAACCAUCUUCAUAGUGCUCUGUUUUGUAAUAAGGUCUGUUAAUGCAGUGGGCUUCGCUGGUGCUGUAACAUCCUCUUUUGCUGUAUCGGCAAAAGUGUUUCCUGACAAUAUAGCAACAAUACUGGGCUUUAUUGAGAUUUUUACAGGAUUGGGACUCAUACUGGGACCACCUUUGGGUGGAUGGAUAUAUCAUGCAUUUGGAUAUGAAAUUCCAUUCAUUGCUUUGGGAAGUGUCCUGUUUUUGACUGUUCCCUUAAUCAUGUGGAUUUUACCAAACUUUGAUGGGGUUGCCUCACAGGGCUCCUUCUUCAAACUGUGCUCACGAGUGAAGAUGAUGCUCAUUUGCUUUGUGGUGUUCACACUGAGCUCAGGAAUCGGCUUUUUGGACGCAACUCUGUCAAUAUUUGCCAUGGAAGCGUUUGGUCUAAGUGCUGAAUCUGUGGGGCUGCUCAUGGUUGGCGUCUCAUUACCCUACGGUGCUGCAUCCCCUAUCCUUGGGAUACUGAGUGAUAAGUACCCAUUCAUCAGAAGGUGGAUGAUGGCAAUAGGAGGAAUAGCAACAGCAAUUGGCUUUUGCUUACUUGGUCCCAUUCCUGUCUUUCACAUUGAGAAUGAUCUUUGGCUUACUGUUGUCAUGCUGGUGGUCAUCGGGUUUUCUCUGUGUAUGACCUGCAUCCCUACCUUCACUGAGAUGCUCAUCUGUGCACAUGAAAACGGAUUUGAAGAUAGCUUAAGCACGCUGGGUUUAGUGUCAGGACUGUUUUCAGCUGUGUGGUCAGCAGGGAUGUUCUUCGGCCCUACUAUUGGUGGAUUUAUGACCCAGAAACUGAAUUUUGAAUGGGGUGCAGGUUUUCAAGGAGGGAUCACCUUUAUUGCUGCAUUUUUACUACUGUUAUUUUUAAUCAAAGAAGAAAUGUGCAAGUCAAGAUUUUGGAAAAUCAGUAUGGCUGAAUGCAUUUUCUACUCUGGAGAAAAAUCCCCACUUCUCUGCUCAUCUUCAGAAACAUCUGUUUGAUAUGUACACAAACCUCAGACCUUCAUCUGAAGGUAUUUGUGCAUUGGCACAUCACUAUGUGGAAAAAUAAUGUCCAAGUCAAAGAAACUGAAUUCUUACUAAUAAUACUUGUUAAGAAAACACAGAAAAUGUCUGCUUUAGAAAGUAACUUGGGAACAGUCCCCAGAUCUGUGAUGGACAAUCAGGUGCUAUUAAUUUGUAAAAACAAGUUUAUUCUAUUUGAAACUUAUUGGGACUCCAAAACAUACACUCACUGUCCACUUUAUCAUCAGUGUCUGUGCAUGCGGUCAUCUAAUAAGCUAAACGUGGCAGCAGCACAAUGCAUAACGUCAUGCAGAAACGGGUCAAGAGCUUCGGUUAAUUUUCACAUCAUGCAUUAGAAUGUUGAAAAACGUGAUCUCAUCGACGGCGACAUGGUUGUAGUUACUAGAUGGAUGGAUUUUGACUAUUUAGAAUCUGCUGAUCUCUAGAGCUACACAGAAUAAAGUAAAAAACAUCAUGUGUUGUAGGUUUGCAGGCCUUGUUGAACUGAGAGGUCAGAGGACAGGAGUAGAAACUGAUUGUGUUUUUCCCUUCUGUCCCUCUCUCGUCAAUACUGACAGUCACUUGAUUUUUUUUUAUUUUUUUUUGGGUUCUUCAAACCAUUUUAUUUAAACUCUAGCUCAAAGGAGCUCAGUAGUUCCUGAAAUACUCCAACCAGCCCCUGUGGCACUUUUCCCCUCCCUUAUUUUUUUAAAUGUGAACAUUUACUGAAACCCUUGACCUAUCUACAAGAUUUUUUUUGCAUUGUGUUGCUGCCACAUUGUGUUGACUGAUUUGAUAACUGCAUGAAUGGGAGGGUGUCCCAAAUAAAAUGCACAGUGAGUGUAUAGCUCUAGCUUAUCUCUUUGUAGUGGACUGAAUAAAUAGCACAUCCGU
Molecule: messenger RNA, 2462 nt
Organism: Tachysurus vachellii
Lineage: Eukaryota; Metazoa; Chordata; Actinopteri; Siluriformes; Bagridae
Gene: slc18b1
Product: solute carrier family 18 member B1
Exons: 14
Coding region: 222-1544 (440 amino acids)
Biological process (GO): transmembrane transport
Molecular function (GO): transmembrane transporter activity
Source: RefSeq, a predicted model, not a curated record